This is a messenger RNA of Ilex paraguariensis (yerba mate), 312 nucleotides long. NCBI's taxonomy places the organism in Eukaryota, Viridiplantae, Streptophyta, Magnoliopsida, Aquifoliales, Aquifoliaceae. The record is from the annotation of a GenBank genome assembly.
AUGGCGUUGCCACAGUCAUAUUUACAUGGCAUGAGCAAACUUUGCAUUUGUGGAUAUCGAGCAAUCUCUUGUGAUCUCCAACAGGGGCUUUUUUUUAACUUUUCUAAGGAAGAAGAGAAAAAGAAGGGGGGGAUUCUAAAGGUUAUGUUGAAGGAUCCAGGCCAAAUGUCUUCUUUCUUCUAUCGUCCUACUAGCUCAAAUAUGGUACUCUAUAGUACAAUAAUACCUGAAAUCACUUUCGAAAAAUGGCGAUCUUUUAAAGCUAGGGAGUUCAUUUCACUUUACACUAGUCUAACAAAGCAGCUCAUCUGA